Molecule: messenger RNA, 1343 nt
Organism: Cuscuta europaea
Lineage: Eukaryota; Viridiplantae; Streptophyta; Magnoliopsida; Solanales; Convolvulaceae
Source: the annotation of a GenBank genome assembly
GCUCACCCCUAGAAACACUUCAUUUUUAAUCAUUUCUUCAAAAUUCAUCUAAAUUGUACUGUAUAUUGAAUGCGGGGACUCUCCAAUUCCUCUUGCCGGCUAGGUAUUAUUGUAUCACCCUUGGGUUAGACAGCUUCGCCGGCCUCAUCUUUUUCACUUGUUGUGAGGAGGUAAAUACUGUAGUUUGGGUAUGGCUAUGGCUAUGGCGGUGGCCCCACCACCACCAUCCGCGCUCACAAACCACCCGAGGAUAGUGUCGCCAACCACCACUCCGAACCGACUUUCACUUCCCGCGAUCCCUUACGCCUCGAGAGCGACGUCGUUCGGCAUAGCGCGAGCAUCAGAUCCAAAAAGAGAAGCUCCGGAUCCCAAAUCGGGUGGCCGAAACCCUUCCUUUGUCUCCCUGCAGGAGGAUUUGGAGUAUUUGGUGAAAUUGGGGGUCUGGUCGGCGGCUGGAGCGGCGGCCAUCAAGUAUGGAAGCAUAAUGAUUCCGCAGAUGACAAAACCCAAUUUAGCAGAGGCAAUCUCCAUCAUAACUGCUCCUGUUUUUGUUGCUCUUGUGCUGCUGAUCAACCAGAGUCGAAUCCAGUCGAGUGAAGAAGAAGAUCUUAGCUAAAUUAAUGUUGUCAUUCUUGAGGGAAGGAGACUACUUAAAAUCCAAUUACUGAGCCGACUGUACCGUGCGCUUCUCGCCAUAGCAGAAGCUUAGCACCAGACCUUUGCACAGGAAGUCGCAGACGUUUUCGGCCGGAUUUCGCACAUGACUUCGCAUCUCGCUUAUUCAAUCUCGUUAGGCUUCUUCGACCUGAUUUCAAACCAGCAGCUCGUAGUCAACCCUUCUCCAUCCAACUUACCUACUCACUUCUUUUCCAUCUGUAUUUCUUUCCGGCGCAGUUGACGGUGUAGUUUCACUGGUUGAGCAUGUGAUUUUAGGAGACAAGGGAAGUCUACUUCGUUGAAUUGGUCAGUAGCGGUGGAUGCUGGAUUUGUAGUGGUGGGAUGGAAUAUGGCCAAAUCUACGGCGGGAGAGGCCAACUCUGCAAUGAUGACGGUCGGGUUUGCGUUGGUGGCGGCCAAAUUUGCAGCGGCAACCGGUUCUGUGACCAGUGGCCGACAACCGGCCUCGGUCCGGCGUUCUGUUGGCGGGUAGUAGGCUUUACUAGACUUCAAGGAUAUUUAUGUCAAACUACAAAUAAUAGGAGUAACUCUUAUUUGGGAAAAUUUUGAAAUGUUCUCCUAUUUCUGCUAUUAAGAAUUUAUUUCCUGGUUAAUCCCCCUGUUUUUAUUCGUAUGAUGUUUUGGCUUGUUUCAACUUUCAAUAUAUCAAGACAAUUAAGACCGAU